CAUCAGUCGGGCUUUUCCGCGCUUCUCCCAAAACCCCCAAGCUCCUCCUCUUUCUUUCACCUUUUUUCUUCCAUGGGAGGGGACAACGAAGUACGCUGAAUAAGUCUCUCUACACCUCCCUUCUCUUUCAUCUUCUUCUCAUCAAUUUCAAAAUUGUCGUUAUUGCUCAGAGGCGAUUUUUGGUUCCCUGACACGAGCGGGAUCGUUUGGAGGGGCGAAGAAUGAAUUCUCUUUUGCAGCGUUACCGGAGCGAUCGCCGCAAGCUCCUGGAGUUUCUCGUGUCUUCGGGUUUGGUAACGGAGCUUCGCUCCCCUUCUGGUUCACUUUCUCCGGCUGAUUUAGAUGCUCUCAGCGCCGAUUAUGUCUUGGAUUGCGUGAAAUCCGGUGGUGUUGUUGAUGUACUCAAGGGCACGGAGAAAUUCAAUUUUGAGUCCUCAUACCCCGUAACUAUUCACUCUGAGUCUAGAGAUUCCUAUUUUCUUGUGUCGAGUCCAGAUGUAGCAGGUUCUCCUCCUCGCCGUAUGCCUCCUCAACCAGUUAACAUUGGAGAUUCCAGUAACAAUGUCCCAGACAUGUCAUGCCACAUUGAUUCUUCUAAUACACCAUCUAGAGAAAACUAUAUAGUUAAAGAGGAAACACCUGACAUUAAACCCAUGAAACCUAUCAAAAUCAUUCCUCUCGGCUUGCCACCCUUGAGAACAGGGUUAUCGGAUGAUGAUUUGCGAGAAGCAGCUUACGAACUAAUGAUUGCGUCUAUGUUACUUUCGAGUGUUGAGGCGUAUCCUACUCAGAGAAGGAAGUUAGAAAAAGGCUCAAAGCUUUUGUCAAGUUUGAAGAGAAAAGACAAACCACAUCUACAGCCUCACUUCUCUAAUGCUCACUCAGAGAUUUCUUCAAAGAUGGAUACAUGCAUACGGAGGAAUCUGGUACAGUUGGCUCAGUUGAGGACAGGUGAACAAAUUGAUCUUCCACAGUUAGCAUUGGGGCUGUUGGUUGGAAUAUUCAAAUCGGAUUUUCCAAGUGAAAAACUCUACAUGAACUGGAAGACUAGACAGGCUAACCUACUAGAAGAAGCGCUCUGUUUCUCACCUAGUCUGGAGAAAAAUGAACGAGCAACUAUGAGAAAAUGCCUUGCAACGAUUAGAGACUCAAAGGAAUGGGAUGUUGUAAUGUCUUCUUCCCUGCGGAUUGACGUUCUAUCGUCUAUAAGGCAUGUGUCUUCGAAAUUGUCAUCACUACCUGGCCGAUGUGGUAUCGAAGAAGAAACUUAUUAUUGGACUGCUAUCUAUCAUUUGAAUAUUAGACUCUAUGAGAAGUUAUUAUUUGGGGUUUUUGAUAUCCUUGACGAGGGUCAACUCGUAGAGGAUGCCUCAUCAAUGCUUUUCCACAUGAAGUCGAUUUGGUCGACGUUGGGCAUAACUGAGAACCUACAUAAUGCAAUAUAUGGAUGGGUUCUUUUUCAACAGUUUGUGUGUACAGGUGAACCUUCUCUUCUAGGGAGCGCAAUUCAAGAGUUGCAGAAGGUUACUUCCACUGAAAAAGGCAACCCGAGGGAAGAUCUUUAUUUAAGUCAUCUAGUAUGUGCAAGGCAAACCGUUGGAACUGACAUACACUUAGGUCUCGUGAAGGCAAUUUUCACUUCAGUUAGUGCUUGGUGUGAUGAUAAACUUCAGGACUACCAUCUACACUUUGGUAAGAAACCUCGUGAAUUUGGAAUGCUUGUCAGCUUGGCAUCAACAGUUGGACUUCCUCCAGCUGACUGUACCAGAACUGAGCUUAUCAAGCUAGAUUCAUUGAGUGAUGAUGUUGGUGAUAAGAUACAAUCCUAUGUUCAGAACUCUAUUAAAGGUGCAUGUGCCAGGGCUGCACAUUUUGCAUACGUAAAAUCUCAUGGUGAACGAACGCAUGCUCUAGCUCUGCUUGCAAAUGAACUGACCGUCAUCGCAAAGGCAGAGAUGAAUGAGUUUGUCCCAGUUUUCUCCAAAUGGUUACCCGAAUGUAUGAUGAUCUCGGCCAUGCUGCUGCAUCGGUUUUAUGGAGAAAGACUGAUAGCAAAGGUUGUCAAACCCGUAAUGCUGGACUGGCUUAUCUCUCAACAUGAUCAUAUAUUGCAAUGGACUAGGCGAGCUUUUGAAAUUGAGGAGUGGGAGCCUCUAUCAGUUCAUCAAAGACAUGCUGCAUCGAUUGUUGAAAUAUUCAGGAUCAUCGAAGAGACUGUGUGUCAGCUAUUUGGUUUACAUCUACCUGUUGAUAUCACACAUCUCCAAGCUCUUCUCUCAAUAAUUUACCAUAGCUUGGAUACUUAUCUUCAGAGAAUUUCCGAUCAACUAGUUGACAAGAAGCUUCUGUAUCCGUCAGCUCCUCCUUUAACUCGUUUCACAGAGGGUGUUAUGCCAGCAAUGAAGAGGAAGUCGCUCGAGUUUGGUGAGCCAGAUAAUAAGAUGGUUAAGAAAUUGGAUGAACUGACAAUACCGAAGCUCUGCAUAAGAUUGAACACGCUCUGUUAUAUUCAGAAACAAAUCAGUGCAACUGAAGAUGGCAUUAGGAAAUCUUUGACACUUGUCCGAUCCUCUAUUGACAAUAGAUCAAAAACUGAGAUUGACGAAGCUGAAGAAGAGAAUUCAAUGACGCAUAGUGAAGCUGUUGAUGAACUCUUUGCUACCACGUAUGAUAGCCUCAGGGAGACCAAUGCCAAUUGCAUAACCAAAACCCGUGGCCUAAUUGGGGCAAGAGUGAUAUUCUGGGAUCUGAGAGAUAUGUUCCUAGUACAGCUGUACAAUGGCACAGUCGAAGGCGCCCGCUUGGAAAGAUUACUCCCUCACAUUGAUUCUGUGCUUGAUAGUGUAUGCAGUCUGAGUUAUGAGGACUCGAGAGAUAUGGUGGUUUUGAGCAUUUGUCGAUCUGCUUUGGAAGCUUAUGCUCGAGUACUACUUGAUGGAGGUCCAACCCGUGCAUUCUCGGAUACAGACAUCCCUUUGAUGGAAGAAGAUCUCAGUAUUUUGAAAGAGUUCUUCAUCGCUGAUGGAGAAGGUCUUCCCCGUUCCUUAGUUGAGCAAGAAGCCAAACAGGCGAAAGAGAUCCUCGACCUCUACUCUCUGGAGAGUGAAAUGCUAAUACAGAUGCUAAUGACUGCGAGCGAGCUGAUCAACAUGGGAGUGAGUUCAGAGCAACGGCGCUUGGAAGACGCACAGACACUAGUCAGAGUUCUUUGCCACAAGAAAGACCGUAACGCCUCCAAGUUCUUAAAGCGCCAGUACGAGCUUCCUAUGUCAUCAGAGUAUGAAGAUCCAACUUCGAAUCUGCCUGUUUUAUCCGAAAUCGUUAGAAGCACAUCCACCCGCUGGAGCCAAACGAGCCAGAAUAGUUUCAGUUCCAUCAAGAAGAAGAUUCAAGAAGCAACAUCUGAAAUCAGGAACAACUCAGGAUGGUAGGAUCUGUCGUUUUAGAGUUGGAGCCUUGUUCUCUGCUAAUUUGUGAAACACUCGGAGCCUUUUGUUCUCAUGACCAAACACUGCUCCAGUUUUUCCGCUCGGGACAGCUAAAGUGGCUUUUGCCUUUUCAAUAGAGAUCAGUGACUGAUUCGUGUAAAAAUCUUUUCAUUUUCCGAGUUCGAGCCAUGGCCCAUCAUGGUUACCGGAGUUAUUCUCCUCCAUCGGCUCUGACUUAACAUCGGAGCCUUGUUCUCCGUCUCCGUUACCCGCUUCUCGUCUCUCCCCAUCCUCUUCCUCUACAGCAGCACCAAGCUCUUCGUCUCUUCUAGCUCGCUUCACCCCAAUCGAAACACCGAACAACCUCGGCGUCAAAUCCUCAUCGAGCUUCAAACCAAUCCCUGUUUCUAACCUAGAAUCCAUUUCCAUGGCUUCACUCAUUCCUUGUUUUUCCGGCAAAAGAUCCAACGGCUUCCCCUCCGGUAACAACUGCGCACAAUCCGCUUGACCCGAUGACGUGAAGUUCGCCAUCAACGAGUAGAUAUUCGCGUAUAAUCCUUUAAGCUUUGUUAACUCCCGACUCAACUGUACAUUCUCUUUCCUCAAACGCUCGUUCUCCUCAAUUAGCUCGGGCGUAGUGGUGCAGCUCGUCGUCCUCUGAAGAACCGCACCAACCGCUCCUCCUUCGGUAGCCGCGGCUGCAGCCGCGGGGGAUGAGUUUGACGAUAUCACCUGCUCUUCUCCAGAGUUCGACGGAGAGACGGCGUGCGCUACGACUGGAACCGCUGCAACCGUUACAGCUGAAGCCGCUACCGCCGCCGCAGCGGCUGCAGCUGCGGCGGCCAUAGCAGGCUGAGAGAUUUUCCGACGUUGAAUAUCCCGAAGCAGAGACUUCUCACCUCUCCGGAAACAUUCAUUAGAAAACUCCCAACGAUCGGGAACUACUUUUCGAAAUCCCUAAAGUGUUGAGCUGACGAACGAAACUUGAGAAAUUGUUGUGUUUGAAGUAUUUCGGGAGAAGAUCUCUGGCGAAUUCAGCUGGUCUCCACACGAUGAAAGUUGAUCCAUCUUCGUUCCACGAAAUCAAUUCGUCGUAAACCGGAUCAUCCACAAGCUGAUACGUUUUCGUCAAAAACGGAGUCGGAAUCGACCUCUGCGAAUCUCCUCCUCCACCACCUCCACCACCGCCGCCGCAUCCACUACUUCCGCCACUAUUACCGGCGCUACAACCACCUCCGCCGCCGCCAACUCCGGCUACAGUCGGAGUUUCUCCGGUUUGUUCUCCCGGCAUGAGUAUUAGAUCCACGGGCACCUCAAAAACCUGAACUUUUUAAUUCCAAUUCCAAAACCAAGAUUAGAUUGAUAUAGCUUGAAGAAACUUGGAAUCAUGAGAUCCGAAUAACAGAAAAAUUACACCCAGAAGAGAGAGGUGAUGUCUUUCACUUUCAUAUUCUUCUUCUCACAGACCCAUUAAACAAAAUCCCAAAACACUCACAAAAAACUUUCUCUGUCCAAACGCAAUCUUUUCACCUUUUUUCUCUACCAACCAACAAAGAGAUUGCCACAAUCCAGAAGGAGCCCGUGAUGAAACACACGUUUUGAUCUCAAAGCUAGAGAGAGAUUGUGAUUGAGUUUUUUGUGUUUUGAAGUUCUAGAAGGUUCUGGCAAUACGGAUUGAUAAGAAAGAGAAAUAAUGGAGAGAGGAGAGAGACGAGAGACAGAUCGGGAAGUUCCAGAAGGAAAGAAAAAAAUAAUAAAAAGGAAAAAAAUAGGAAAAAUGAGAUCGAGG
This is a messenger RNA of Thlaspi arvense, 5217 nucleotides long. Lineage: Eukaryota; Viridiplantae; Streptophyta; Magnoliopsida; Brassicales; Brassicaceae. The record is from the annotation of a GenBank genome assembly.